AUGGGAGGACCUAAUGAUGGUUAUUCGAACGUUCGCAUCCCUGAUGAAAUGUUGUUACCAGCUAAUGGUAAUGACAUAGCCACAAUUGUUGAUAGUAUAUUUCUAUUGUUCAAGGAAGGCGGUUGUCAGCAACAAUACAUAUCAAAUAGGGCAAUUUUGGCACCCACACUAGACGUUGUCAAUGCAAUCAAUGAGUACAUGACUGAUUUGCAUGUUGCGGAAAGCAAGACAUAUUUAAGUUGCGAUACUGUGUGCAAAGCUGAUUCUGGCAAUGGUAUCCUCGCUGAUAUGCACACUCCUGAGUUCCUAAAUGGCUUGAAAGCAUCUGGCAUACCUAACCAUGCUUUAACUUUAAAGGUGGGAUCUCCGGUUAUGUUGUUAAGAAACAUAGAUCACUUGAUGGGUCUAUGUAAUGGUACAAGACUUAUCAUCACCAGAUUGAUGGGUCUAUGUAAUGGUACAAGACUUAUCAUCACCAGAUUAUUGGGUCUAUGUAAUGGUACAAGACUUAUCAUCACCAGAUUAUCUGAUCAUGUUGUGGAGGCAAGACUUAUCAUCACCAGAUUAUCUGAUCAUGUUGUGGAGGCAAAGAUUGUUUCAGGGAAUAAUGCAGGCCAAAUUGUCUUGAUACCAAGAAUGUCAAUAACCCCAACUGAUACAAGAUUACCUUUUAAAUUUCAAAGAAGAACCCCAACUGAUACAAGAUUACCUUUUAAAUUUCAAAGAAGACAAUUUCCUUUGAUGCUAUCAUACGCAAUGACUAUCAACAAAAGUCAAGGGCAAACAUUGACACAUGUUGGCUCUAUCAACAAAAGUCAAGGGCAAACAUUGACACAUGUUGGCUUACUAUUAAGGAAACCGGUCUUUGUUCAUGGUCAACUAUACGUGGCUGCUUCAAGAAUUAGCAACCCUAAAGGUCUACGAUUGUUGAUAGCAAAUGAAGGUACUAAGAGUAUUAACUAUACUACAAAUGUUGUGUACCAUUAA
Messenger RNA from Ipomoea triloba (trilobed morning glory), 987 nucleotides. RefSeq lists its product as uncharacterized. The record is from RefSeq and is a predicted model, not a curated record. NCBI's taxonomy places the organism in Eukaryota, Viridiplantae, Streptophyta, Magnoliopsida, Solanales, Convolvulaceae. The transcript has a single exon. The coding region runs from base 1 to 987 and encodes 328 amino acids.